Lacerta agilis (Sand lizard) is the source of this 1687-nucleotide messenger RNA. RefSeq names its product ring finger protein 182 (gene RNF182). Lineage: Eukaryota; Metazoa; Chordata; Lepidosauria; Squamata; Lacertidae. The coding region runs from base 216 to 953 and encodes 245 amino acids. The record is from RefSeq and is a predicted model, not a curated record. The transcript has a single exon.
AAAGCUAUGUAUAUGAAAGACACUGAAGAAAAAAGCAGAUAGUCCUCGUAAGAGGUUGAAAAUUAUGACUGUUGGUACUCCUCCCAUCCCUGAUUGAUUUGAGUACUGUGGGAAUCUGAAAGGAACUCUAAACAUCUUUCUUUUCACAAAGAAAGAAAGACAAAGCAACAGCCUUUGUCUGACAUCACCACAAGUGUAAAGCACAUUGAAAAGAAAUGACCAGCCUACUUCCAGAAGAUACUGUGGAGUCCCAGGGCUCAGAUGAGCUUGAAUGCAAAAUCUGUUACAACCGCUAUAACUCGAGACAGAGAAAGCCUAAAGUACUGGAGUGUUGCCACAGAGUAUGUGCCAAAUGUCUUUGCAAGAUCAUAGAUUUUGGGGAUUCUCCUCAGGGAGUCAUUGUUUGCCCAUUCUGUAGGUUUGAAACAUGCCUGCCCGAUGAUGAGGUCAGUAGUCUUCCUGAUGACAACAAUAUCCUUAUCAAUUUGGCUUAUGGAGGCAAGGUGAAGAAGUGCCUACCAGACAAUCCCACAGAACUCCUGCUGACUCCCAAAAGGCUGGCCUCUCUCGUUAGCCCCUCUCACACUUCCUCCAACUGUCUGGUUAUAACUAUCAUGGAGGUUCAGAGAGAGAGCCCUCCAACUCUGAACUCAACCCCUGUUGUGGAAUUCUACAGGCCCACAAGCUUUGACUCUGUUGCAUCUGUGCCCCAUCACUGGACAGUGUGGAACUGUACAUCCUUGCUCUUCCAGACUUCAAUUCGAGUCCUAGUUUGGUUGCUAGGCUUGCUAUAUUUUAGUUCCUUGCCUUUAGGGAUCUAUUUACUGGUAUCAAAGAAAGUCACCCUUGGGGUAGUCUUUGUCAGUCUUGUUCCCUCGAGUCUUGUUAUUCUCAUGGUUUAUGGCUUUUGCCAGUGUAUAUGUCAUGAGUUUCUGGACUGUAUGUCUUCUUAAUAGCAAUUGCAAUGAAACAUGUGAAAUUGCCAUAGAUGUAGCACUGUUAACUUAAAUUUCUUGUUUGUAUUUUUUAUUUUUAUCCUUCAAGGAAAAUAGGAGUGCUGACAAGUUUUGUGGUCCUUUUAUUAUUUUAAAGGGUAAUUGAAUGGUUGGUUUCUUCUGCUCUAUCCUGUAUUACCAAUGAAUAAACAAAUAACAUUUUUUUUAAGUCUAAGCAAUAGAAAGAGGGUGAGGCAAGUACAACCACCUAACUGGGUGCCUGAUCCUAUGCUGCAGUAACAUUUUCAUUUUCAAUAGAUUAUUCAUAUAGCAGAAUAGUUAAGAUUACUGGAGCCAUUUCAGAAGAAAUGCCUGUUAAUAUUCUAAACUGUCUCUUAUUUACGUUGGUAAGUAACAUUGCUCUGGGAUUUAAUUAGCUGUGACCCUCUACUGAUUAAGUCCCACUGAAACGGGGCAAGAACAGAGAUUUAACAAGGUAAUUGGACAUUUCAUCGGUGCCUCUGAUCUUUAACAUGCACAAAGAAAAUAGGUGCUACCAUCACAUCAAAACUUGUUGCCAGGCUUCCAGACAGUGAAAGAGACUGAGGAAUGGAUGGUUGCUUUUAACUAACCGAAUAGGUAGAAAAUUGUAAAGGAGGCGUAUGCGCCACAACAAUACACGGAUGUAUCUUUGUUCACUGUUAACAUUUCUUCUCAAAUCUGUUUUUGAUUAAAAGCAUUACAAAGCCUUA